Molecule: messenger RNA, 372 nt
Organism: Symbiodinium sp. CCMP2592
Lineage: Eukaryota; Dinophyceae; Suessiales; Symbiodiniaceae
Source: the annotation of a GenBank genome assembly
AUGUCGACCCGAACUCCUGCCGUGCCCGAUGACUUUCCGCACUUUGUGGCCUGGUAUGGCCGCAUUCCGGGCUUUGAGCACGCUGCCGUCAGGGUGAAGGAUUUCCAUUGCCGUGAUCAAGUCUUCCACAUGCGACAGCUUGUGGAUGCUCGGUACUACCUCAACUGGCACUAUGCCAAUGCUGACACUUACGGCGUUUCGGCAUACUUCAAUGCAGCUGAAGAGUGGCUGCGCUGUCGCCGAAUCAUGCGCUUGGCCCCAGAUGAGCGGCCGCAGGCGCUGAAGGAUUGGUUUGUUGACAAGUACCAGGUGAACAACAUUUGGGAAUAUCGCGAACCUCCAGCUGCGAUUGGCAAGCACGAGCAGCUUUGA